AUGGAGACUGCGCAACUGCCGACAACAACGACGGUUUCCAUGAGACGUCCAGAUCCUAUCUGGGCGAAAACCGAUGAGGAACAGGCCGCUUUACGGAUUUCUAAAGAGCCAGUGCGCGCAACUAUUGAAGAGCCGUGCAUCAAGUGCUCCCAUCCCGAAGUCGGAUACUACACCGUGCAGCUCCGCUCGGUUGACGAAGGACAAACAGUCUUCUACGAGUGUCCGAAUUGCAAGCAUACUUGGAGUAUCAACAACUAA
Messenger RNA from Phaeodactylum tricornutum CCAP 1055/1, 258 nucleotides. RefSeq lists its product with no specific name. Gene Ontology annotation, biological process: termination of RNA polymerase I transcription; DNA-templated transcription. Gene Ontology annotation, molecular function: zinc ion binding; DNA-directed RNA polymerase activity; nucleic acid binding. Gene Ontology annotation, cellular component: RNA polymerase I complex. The transcript has a single exon. The coding region runs from base 1 to 258 and encodes 85 amino acids. The record is from RefSeq and is a predicted model, not a curated record. Lineage: Eukaryota; Bacillariophyta; Bacillariophyceae; Surirellales; Neidiaceae.